Messenger RNA from Ruditapes philippinarum (Manila clam), 617 nucleotides. RefSeq names its product low-density lipoprotein receptor-related protein 6-like. Lineage: Eukaryota; Metazoa; Mollusca; Bivalvia; Venerida; Veneridae. Bases 165 to 617 code for a protein of 150 amino acids. The record is from RefSeq and is a predicted model, not a curated record. The transcript is spliced from 3 exons.
ACUCGAUAUUUGUUACGCUAUCCCUAGUAAGAUUUGGACAGAUACGUAUGUACAUAUUUCAAACUCCAUGCGUUAGAUAUUCCUGUUUAAUACAUGUUUUACACAUGUAAAUAAAUUCCACGUUACUUUCUUUAAAUUAUUCUGCAACAUUAUUUUCAGGAUCUAUGUUUGAUGGUCUAGCAAUUGAUUCCGAGCUGCGUCUAUUGUUUUAUACGGAUACAGGAAAAAAGGAAAUUGUAAAAAUGAGACUGGCUGACACAGAAAUUACUGUCUUAUUUGAUUCGUUUCUUGAGAAACCUAGGGAUAUAGAAAUCGAUUCAUCUAGAAGAAAAAUAUAUUGGACAGACUGGGGCAUGAAUGCAAAAAUUGAAACAGCAUACUAUGACGGGACAAACAGAAAGACUAUCGCCAACACAAAUUUAAAAUGGCCUAAUGGUAUUUCUUUGGAUCAUGAAGCUGAAAUUAUCUACUGGUGCGACGGUGGUACAGGGAACAUUGAAAAGUCAAAUAUUGACGGUACAAACAGGCAAAUUGUGAAGAGAGCACCUGGAUCUCAUCCCUAUGGAAUUGCUCUUUACGGUGACAUUCUUUUCUAUACAGAUUGGGAAACAAGGUAA